Messenger RNA from Nerophis lumbriciformis (worm pipefish), 1017 nucleotides. Lineage: Eukaryota; Metazoa; Chordata; Actinopteri; Syngnathiformes; Syngnathidae. The record is from RefSeq and is a predicted model, not a curated record.
AUGGCGAUGGGAUGUGAAGCCACAGUUGAAACUGCCUUUGAGGAGGAAGACAAUUUUGGACCGCAGCCUCUCUGCAGGCUUGAGCAAUGUGGAAUAGGUGCAAGUGACAUCAAGAAACUGGUGGACGCAGGUUACCACACCAUCGAGGCAGUGGCCUAUGCCCCGAAGAAGGAGCUGCUUAACAUUAAAGGCAUCAGUGAAGCAAAAGCUGAUAAACUCAUUACUGAAUCUGCCAAGCUUGUGCCUAUGGGCUUUACGACAGCUACUGAAUUUCACCAGAGGAGAGCAGAAAUCAUUCAAAUCUCGACAGGUUCCAAGGAAUUGGACAAACUCCUACAUGGUGGGAUUGAGACCGGUUCCAUCACAGAGAUGUUUGGGGAGUUUCGGACUGGGAAGACACAGCUGUGCCAUACGCUUGCUGUCACAUGUCAGCUUCCAAUGGAUCAGGGGGGUGGCGAAGGUAAAGCCAUGUACAUUGACACAGAGGGAACCUUCAGACCAGAGAGACUCCUGACUGUAGCCGAAAGGUAUGGGCUGGUUGGCAGUGAUGUGCUGGACAACGUGGCCUAUGCUCGAGCUUUCAACACAGAUCAUCAGACGCAGUUGCUGUACCAGGCAUCUGCCAUGAUGGUUGAAUCCAGAUAUGCCCUGCUGAUAGUGGACAGUGCCACAGCUUUGUAUAGAACUGACUACUCAGGCCGAGGUGAGCUGUCAGCCAGACAAGGACAUUUGGGACGCUUCCUUCGCAUGCUACUCAGGCUGGCUGAUGAGUUUGGCGUAGCAGUGGUAAUAACCAACCAAGUGGUUGCACAGGUGGAUGGUGCUGCCAUGUUCUCCACUGAUCCAAAGAAACCAAUUGGCGGCCACAUUCUAGCUCAUGCAUCCACUACACGCCUAUAUCUGAGAAAAGGCAGAGGAGAAACGAGGAUCUGUAAAAUCUACGACUCACCUUGCCUGCCAGAGGAGGAAGCCAUGUUUGCCAUUAACGCUGAUGGUGUGGGAGAUGCCAAAGACUAA